UCCAAUUCCGGGAACAUCCCAAAAAUAAAAGGCCGUCACAACAAACAAGCAGAGCUGCCUGUGACGCAAUCGGAACUUUACAAACCCAUCUCGAUCGAUACCCUGUGGGUAGGACCUUCAUUAAGAUACACCUCCUCCCUCUCCAUUCUCCGCCCUCUUCAAUGGAAGCUUUGCGAACUUGGGGAAGGUGAACGAAAGCCCUUUUCCAUUUCAUGCAAAUAUUGUCAUGCAGAGAUCAAUCCUGCCAGAUUGUUUGGAAAAAAAUUAAGCGAGUAUGAAUGAUCCUUAUGUUUCCUUUCAGGAAAUUCCUACCUUGCAGUUGUACAUUCAAUAGGAAUUCCAGUUCCGUUGGGAAUUUGUGUCUCUACCUCCAAGAUCGAAAGCAUGCGCCCGAGGGUCCGUAAGGCCCUUCUUUCCUGUUUUCUUGCGAUCGUACUCUACGCUUUCUUUUCUGUUCGUCUCUCCCGCAAGGCAAUCUCGGUGGGAGCGGUUCGGUACUCGACGUCCAAUCUCACUGUUCGAUCAAAGAUUAACCCGGAUAGUCUCAACUAUGCGGUCCAAGAGAAUCAUCAUGACCGUGAUGCUCAAGAACUCAGCCGCCCCCGCACUCGCCACGUGUCCUCUGUAUGGGAUUCUAUCGCCACCCUCUCGGUUCUCUUGCCAGCGUGGGAGGUCCUCGUGAUCGUUCCGCCAGAGACUCCCCUCUCUCCCAGUUUCAGCGAGGAGUACCGGUGUAUAUUCCAAAAUAACGCCACAUCGACUGCGACUUUUUCCGGGGUGUUGGCGUUCACGAACCGGACCACGUUCAAGUGCGUUAUGCCGGACAGCGUUCGCCGUCUCCGCCCGUUCUUGCAGCCGAUUCUCAUAAAACAGUCGGAGAACGAAUCUCCAGUAACGAAACCAAUGCCAGAGCUGAUCAGGUGGAAGUUUAUGGCGUACGAUUCGUUCUCGACGGAGGACGACAUCAUUCUGUUCGUGAAGGGGGUGAACCACCGUCAGGGACUCAACCGGUAUCCCCAGGAGUUCCUGUGUGUGAUUGGCGACGGAACUACAAGCUUUGUCAAAACCGCAGUUACGAGCUCCAUCCAAGAGGUAUUCAGGUGUCCUCACCCCAAUCUAAUGGGAGUUAUUUCUGGCGCCGACAGCGAGCGAAUAAAAAUCUCCCUCGAAAUCGUGACGGAAAAUCUGGUGGUUCCAUCGGUUGCGUACUACACGCCCCGACGAAGCUUAGGCAUAGGGAGACCAGAAGAACCGAGGUCAAUAUUUUGUGCAUGCACCAUGGUUCACAACGUGGCUAAGUUCUUGAAAGAGUGGGUCGUGUACCACUCCAUGAUCGGCGUCCAAAAGUUCAUCCUCUACGACAACGACAGCGACGACGAUCUUCAACGCGUCGUUGAGGAGCUCAAUCAAGACGGUUACAACGUAACGACGCUGUUUUGGAUUUGGCCCAAGACACAGGAGGCUGGGUUCUCACACUGUGCGGUCUACGCUAAGGAUUCGUGCACUUGGAUGCUGUAUGUUGAUGUCGAUGAAUUCGUUUUUAGUCCCUCGUGGGAUCACUUUAAGAAACCUUCCAAUGACAUGCUUACCUCACUUCUACCGAGGACCCCACAGAAAACGCCCUCGUCUUCGUCAUUGUUGCCUUCAUCACACCGUUGGAUCGGCCAAGUCGUUCUGAGGUGCAACGAGUUUGGCCCGUCGAAUCAGACUUCGCAUCCAGCGGAGGGUGUAACACAGGGGUACACGUGUCGUCGGAAGAUUGAGCAGCGGCACAAGUCCAUGGUGCUGUUGGAUGCAAUGGAUCCGACGUUGCUGAACGUGAUACACCAUUUUCAGUUGAAGGAGGGGUUCAGGUCAAAGACAAUGAGCAUGGAGGACGCAGUGGUCAACCACUACAAGUAUCAAGCGUGGUCCGAAUUUCGAACCAAGUUCCGGCGGCGAGUCUCCGCAUAUGUCGUGGACUGGAUGGAAGCAGUCAACCCGAAAUCGAAGGAUAGGACACCCGGUUUAGGUUUUGAAGCCAUAGAGCCUAAAGGCUGGGCCCAGAAGUUCUGUGAGGUUAGAGACGAGAGAUUGAAGUUGUUGACCCAAAAGUGGUUUGGGUCUACUGGGUCGCACAGAUAUGGAAGAACGGCUUGGUAGAGAUGAAUUACUUCGAGGUUUAAACAGGCCCAAUAACAAUUGUGUCUAUUUAUUUGAUUUUUUCUCAAAUGUUUUCGUCUUCAAAGUUCAUAAAGGUUUGGAGACGAGUUUUAAAAGUUAAAACAGUUGUAUUGGUUUAGGGGGUGGGGCCGAGGGCAGGCGUUAUGGUUGGAUUUGUUGGUGGGAGUCUGUGUACAUGUACGAGGUACCGACUUACCAAACAGCGAGAAGUAGCAGGGUAGGUUUUCUCUAGUACUGUUUUUUCUUUUUCUUUUUUAAACCUUAAAAGAGAGGAUUAUCCAUUGCAUUUUUUU
This is a messenger RNA of Carya illinoinensis, 2456 nucleotides long. Its product is annotated as glycosyltransferase family 92 protein RCOM_0530710. Lineage: Eukaryota; Viridiplantae; Streptophyta; Magnoliopsida; Fagales; Juglandaceae. The transcript has a single exon. The record is from RefSeq and is a predicted model, not a curated record. The coding region runs from base 385 to 2142 and encodes 585 amino acids.